AUGCGGAAUAUUCGCCUCGAUUCUUUGCCGUCGGAUCGUGAGGUUGCUUCUCAGAGCUACGGCCUUCGUUUGAGAUGGGAUCAGGGAGUGGCGAGCAGAGGCAAAUUGAUGGGGAAAUCAGUCCCGUUACGACCUCAGAUCAAGCAUGGUGUACCACGCACACACAAACAAUCAAGGACCCUUCGCAUGAAGAAGCAUACCGAUGACGAAAACUCUCCCCGUUGCCAAGCUGUAUUGCACACAAAGCAGAAUGUCGAGCUUGUCGAUCGUCACGUCCGACAAGCGGCUCAUGCAGUCCUCUUUCAACAUUUCAACCACGAAGUCGCAUCAAAGCUUGCGUGGCUGGAUGGGCCCAAGAACCCAUGGCGAACUCUCGUACUUCCUCUUGCGCAACGCUCAUCCUGCUUGCGGCUAUCAACGCUGGGUUUGGCAGCAGCACAUAUGUCUGUCGUGUCUCCCCAAAAUAAGGCAGCGCUUGUUCACAUUCACCGAAAUCUUCGAGAUGCGACUCUAUGUCACCUAAACCGGCAGAUGGAAUCCGAGCUGAAGCGCGGAGUAGCGCGGUGCGAUAAGAUUACCGAAGCCUCGGUUCUCAUCGAGAUUAUUCUCACCAUGAUUUCUUUAUGCUAUGCAGAAAUGUUCAUACCGAACUCGACGAGAUGGAGACUCCACCUCAGCGGUGUCCGCACAGGAUUCGAUAGAUUUGACCUCGCAAAUCCACACGAAAAGGUAAUUUCUCAGUUCUUCAUCGAAGAACUUGACUACCUGGAGGCUUUCGGGAAUAUAUCGACAUUCAGCUCAACUUUGAGACGCCAUAGGCCCAUCUCACAGCACGCGACCUCUGAUGACUACUUCAAAGAAUUUACCGAAGCGCUUUAUGAGAUCACGGUUACCGAGAGAACCCGAGAUAACGCUAUUAGGACAGGGAAGAUACUUACUGGCACGGAUAUGACUGUGUGGCAAGACAAGCUCACGAGGUCUUAUGACUCCGUUUGCGCCCGCAUUGACUCUACCUCAUCACAAGAUGUCUCUCUCCAGAUAGGCCUUAAGUCUGUUCUCAAAGCUCAAUACUACGCUUGCCUGGUGUACAGCUACCAAGCUCUUGCUUCAGAGGCGGAAAGGUCAGUAGCUACUCCUCCGCUACUUGAUUGUCUCUACAACGAGAUCAUCUUCAUGACAUCAUGGCCAACAGAAUCUGUUUCACACAACAUCUCAUUCCCGCUGUUCAUACUUGGAACAGCUAGUCAGUUAUACACCGAGAAGCAAGUCAUGAUCGAGAGGCUUUUCACCGAAAACAUAGCCGCGACAGGAUUCUCCUGUAAUUCGGCAGUAUUGCAAUUUUUGAGAGACUUCUGGAACGCAACAGCAGCUGGGUCGACUCAAAACUGGAUACAGUAUGCGAGAGACAACGAGGAGCGGAUAAGCCCAUUUAUUGUGUUCUGA
Molecule: messenger RNA, 1443 nt
Organism: Fusarium oxysporum Fo47
Lineage: Eukaryota; Fungi; Ascomycota; Sordariomycetes; Hypocreales; Nectriaceae
Product: transcription factor domain-containing protein
Exons: 2
Coding region: 1-1443 (480 amino acids)
Biological process (GO): positive regulation of transcription by RNA polymerase II
Cellular component (GO): nucleus
Molecular function (GO): transcription cis-regulatory region binding; DNA-binding transcription factor activity
Source: RefSeq, a predicted model, not a curated record